Molecule: messenger RNA, 1054 nt
Organism: Homalodisca vitripennis (glassy-winged sharpshooter)
Lineage: Eukaryota; Metazoa; Arthropoda; Insecta; Hemiptera; Cicadellidae
Gene: ReepB
Product: receptor expression-enhancing protein 5
Exons: 5
Coding region: 252-806 (184 amino acids)
Source: RefSeq, a predicted model, not a curated record
AGCCUGGUAGAAAGAGAAAGGUAACAGAUGAGAGACAGAGAAUUGAACAGGAAAUUAUUUUUCAGGUUGGCCUUGGCCUGAUGUAAUUGUGAAUUUGUUCUAUUAUUGUUCGGCUGAAGACUAAUUUGAAGCUGGGAAGAAGCUCUCGUCUCCCCGGAAUCAGACUUCUCAAGCGGCUCUUGUAAAUCUUGUACGAACAUAGCUUAAUUGCUUUCCAUUUUAUUUUUCAGUAGUGUUUACUUUCUUUUAUCAUGGCUUCCAAAGUCGCCGAAUACAAAGAUACUAUUGACAAAGCACUUCACGAUACCAAAAAACCGUGGACAGGAUGGCUUGCAUUGGCAGAAGAAAAGACAGGAGUGAAGAGGUUGUACCUAUUUUUAGGGCUCCUUGGUUUUUUGGCUAUAUAUCUGCUGUUUGGCUAUGCUGCGCAACUAUUGUGCAACACUAUUGGGUUCCUGUAUCCAGCGUACUGUUCCAUGAAGGCUAUAGAGUCACCACAGAAGGGAGACGACACAAAGUGGCUCACAUACUGGACAGUAUACGCCUUGCUCUCUAUCGUGGAGUAUCCCUCUGACCUCCUGCUCCACUGGUUCCCCUUCUACUGGCUUGUUAAGGCAAUCUUUUUCACCUGGUGUUUUUGGCCAACUGGCAGUAAUGGAUCUGUUCUGCUUUACGAGAAGGUAAUCCGUCCUCGAUUUUUGCAACACCAGGGUGAUGUAGAUGAUGCCAUCUCCAACAUUGCAGGAGCAGCAACAAAACUUGUCACUCAAAAAUUGAUCAGUGGAGACUCGUCUAAGCAAGAAUAGGAGGAAGCACUUUCUUGUAUAAUUAUUACACAAGUUGGCUGUCCAGUGCUUCUUGAAGGGAGCAAUCUCGUACCUUCGGCAUGUUUCACAAUGCACAAUGCAAUUUAUUUUGUAUACUUUGUUUAUAUUUAGCAGCGGAUCUAAAAGUCGCAUCUCAUGUUUGAUUGUUGAAUCUUUAGUGUUUUAUGACCUAUUGUGUAAUUAUUAAAAUUUUUAAUUAAAAUAUUUACAUCUAUCUAGUUUUUGAA